Messenger RNA from Vitrella brassicaformis, 1208 nucleotides. The record is from the annotation of a GenBank genome assembly. NCBI's taxonomy places the organism in Eukaryota, Vitrellaceae.
CGUCAGUACAACAGCAGUACAAUCGUCACUCACUCAAUUCCUUAUUCGUGACUGAACGUGAGUCAGGAAUGAAUAUUCACCCCCACAUUAACCGACCUGUCGCACCGCACCGCACAAGAUUGGAAGGGGAGAUAGGUAGGGGGGUACCCAUAAUUUUUUCCGCCCAUGUAUUGCUUUACUUUCCAGUAGUGCAAACAUACGCAUGCACAGGUCUCGCCGAAGGUUUUACGCAGAACAACCCUUAGUGUCACACCACAUCAUUUUCCAUUCGGCUAUCCUCUGGCUUCCUCGCUUGGCAGAAAUGUGCCUCAUCUAUCAGUCGAUGGAUCGGCAUCCUCAAGAUGCAACGGGAAGCGUCCUCGGCGCACCAUCAAUCCAUGGCGUCGCCUCGGAGGCGCUCUUGCUCCAGGUGCCCCCUGGUUCUCUCGUAAUCGUUGUCAGGACUCCACGUGCGACUAUCAUUCAGAGGGUAUACCGUAAGUCGGCUCGUCCAGCAUAAGCAAUGAGUGGUCCAUUGUCCACCUGCAGGUAUCUAGGGUCUGGUCGAGAUACAUCUCACGGGUCAGCGGUCACCCCGAGGUCUUCGAAUGGAUACCGCAAUGUUGAGGUAUGGAGGCCAGCUGAGGCCGCACGGGCACAUUGGAUAUGGGGUAGUGUAUUUCACCCCUACAGGAUGCCUUCUCUCUGACAAUUCAGGCACUCUCGCCCCUGUCCCUUCGCAACUGUCAUCUUCUCGACAGGGCUCAGCCCGACACGGAGGGGCUGCUCGUGCAUACUUGCAUCCCCUUCUCUCUUUCUCUGGCGAUUGUGGUGAUGUGGUUGUUCACGGUAGGAUUGUGUCUUCGACAUUCAGGUACCCUCAUGUUAUUCCCUUUGGGUCGGCCCCCUCUCCCUACUCUCUUCCAUGCGACGUCACAGGGACGAGGCAGCGACGAGCGUCCGGCUGCACUAACCUCCGCCUGCAAUUACGAAGCAGUAGCUAGCACAAGAGGUCCAUCUCUCUCCCUUGCGUGUUGCAGGAGCACUGGGUGUCGGUGAUAUUUGUUUGCUUGAGUGAGAGUUAUGUGGCGGGCAUCCAUCACUGGCUGACAUCGUCAGGCCUAUAUGAUGAUGCCUUGGAUGGGCAAGGCUGUAUAGUCUGGUGCUAGUUACCCUGCAGUUCCAUGUUAUGAGACUUCGAUAAGAGUCGAUCUUCAUUUCAAGUGUGG